This is a messenger RNA of Pungitius pungitius (ninespine stickleback), 3530 nucleotides long. RefSeq names its product caspase 2, apoptosis-related cysteine peptidase (gene casp2). The record is from RefSeq and is a predicted model, not a curated record. NCBI's taxonomy places the organism in Eukaryota, Metazoa, Chordata, Actinopteri, Perciformes, Gasterosteidae. Gene Ontology annotation, biological process: regulation of apoptotic process; proteolysis. Gene Ontology annotation, molecular function: cysteine-type endopeptidase activity. The transcript has 13 exons. Bases 147 to 1718 code for a protein of 523 amino acids.
CACUGAUACCCCGCGGAAGUUGGUUUAUAGAGAGAGGACGGGAUGUUAUUAAUUUCUCUGAAAUAGUGUGAAACACGUAGACAUUUUCCCGGGCGUUUUUAUUCUGUUGCAGAAACAGAGAAACGGUAAGAGUCUGUUGGAGCAAAAUGUUGGAGUGUGGCAUGCUGGACCGUGACAAACUGACUCUCAAGACGUGCUCCAAGAUUCUCUGCAAACAGCUGGUGGUGGAUGAGCUGCUCAUUCAGUCCUUGCAAGCAGACGAGAUCCUAACCGAGGCCAUGGCAGAGAACAUCAUGGCUGCGCAAACAUCCCAGAAACGAAGCUGGUGUUUACUACUACUCUUACCAAAGCGGGGACCCAGAGCCUUUAGCAGCUUCUGUUCAGCUCUUCAAGAAACUCAGCAGCAGCACCUGUAUGAACUGCUAACACAAUCUUCAGAAAAAGAUGGCAAAGAGACACCGGGAGUGAGAUUUCGGCCUGAGGAAGAGCCAGUCAUGCCGACAAUUGAAAAGAAAAGAGAGACAUCCUCAGUAGACAGAGAAGAUAACAGUGGGGUGAGCAGCAGCUCAUCAUACCCUGUCCAAACCUUGGAAAGCUGUCUGCCCUCAGAGUCACCAUUCAGACGAUUGGUCCCAAUCAGUGAGGAAGACAGAAAGCCAGAGAGACAGGGGACGAAGAGAAGAAGAGAAGAUAAGCAGGCAGAUAGGUUCAUUGACUCUUCUCUCCCACUUCCCACUCAAGAAGUCGUUGCUGCCAAGAGAGCAAGGACACAGGCAGAAUCCAUGGAGUUCAGUCUGGAUGCGGACAGUCCCAUUAACACUCCUGUACUCCCUUGCUCUCCUGACUUCUAUCUUUCAAACUGCCACCAGUCUUACCGAAUGAAUUCCUCCCCUCGUGGUUUCGCUCUGGUGAUUAGUAACGUGACCUUUGAUCCUUGUGCUGCGCCUGACCUUGACCCUCGGAAAGGAGGUGAGGUUGAUGAGGAGGUCCUCAGGAAGGUCUUCACUGAGCUGGACUACGUUCUCACAGUCCACAGAGACCUCACUGCUCAGGGCAUGAAGGCGUGCAUUGAGGAAUUUAGUCGUCGACCUGGUCACCAAACAAUGGACAGCUGUGUGGUGUGUCUGCUCUCCCAUGGAGUGGAAGGAGCUAUUUAUGGUACAGACGGACGGCUCCUGCAGCUGGACUGGGUGUUUGAGUCCUUUGACAAUGCGCACUGUCCCCUGCUGCAGAACAAGCCGAAGAUGUUUUUCAUCCAGGCCUGUCGAGGAGAGGAGAUGGACUGUGGAGUGGAGCAGAUGGACGGGCCAGGGAGAACCUGCUCACCAAGCUGCGAACAGCGGGAUGCAGGGAGGGAGGGACAAGGGGAUGCGAGCGCCAGACAAAGUGGGGACAUGCGGAGGACCAGGAUCAAACUACCGCAGCGGUCUGACAUGAUCUGCGGCUUUGCAUCUCUCAAAGGUCAGAGCAUUUGCACAGCAGCCAUGCGGAACACCAAGAGGGGAUCCUGGUUUGUCCAAGAACUCAACAAAAUGCUGCGCCACCGUGCCAGGGACACGCACCUCGCAGACAUCAUGGUGCAGGUCAACAGGCACAUAAAGGAGCGGGAGGGUUACGCUCCUGGCACCGCCCACCAUCGCUGCAAAGAGAUGUCAGAGUUCACCAGCUCAUUAUGCAAAGACCUCUACCUUUUCCCCAAGUACCAGUCCCAGUAUUGAUACAUGCAAAUAUAUCCACACACAGAUUAACACAUCAACACACACGCUUCACACAUUCCUAGCAUUGAAACUCUUUUUAAUAAGCCACACUACGCUCCAUUCCCCUCUAUUAAUGCAACACACUCACAUUCCUCCUUUACAACUUCACAUCCAAAAAGAUUUGUUCAUUCAUAUUUCUCUGUAAUCACUGCGUUCUCAGACACGCACAGACACACAGAAAAGAGCGAGCUGAUCGCUGAUCUACGUGUACUCGGAUAUGGGCAGUUUGUUUGCAUACCACUUACUCGUGCAUCUGUGUGUCUGCAUCUAUGCCAGUUACAAGGUUUAUUUGGUAAUCCUUUUUAAUCAGAGACAGAAUCCUCCUUUGUUCUCUUACUGCACAGCUAUGUUGAGGUUUCACUCUUUUUAAGAUGUAUUUUGUACGCAGAUCUAUUUUUGUGGAUUUAUUUUAUACAAAACUGUUUUUAUAAGGAUUUUUAAGCCCAUUCUUUCCACCUGUAUAUAAUGUUCAUUAUAAGUUGAGACCCUUUCUUGUUUUUAGUAUAGUGGCCGAUAGAGGGCAGCACAGCAGAGACAAAUGCAUUUUUACGUCUCUUUCAUCCCCAUAUUUCCAGUUUGCUUGCAGACAGAUGUUAUUUUAGGCAUAGAUUGCUAAAGUGAUGAUGAAACUGUAAAUCUCUUCAGCAGGUUUUGACUUGUUCCCUUCAAUAUUUUCCCUUUUUGAAGAGGGGAAAAAAAAUCUAUACGGCUGCUUCAAAAUGAGACCUCGAAUUGUUUGUCAUUUAUUUUUUAGCUUUGUUUGUGGAUGCUCCAUCAGGAAAAUUCAGCUUUUUGACUUUAAACUUCAUAAAGGGCACCCACUGUAAAUUCACUUUAUAUCUUUUCCUGUCAGGGUGGUGUGCCUUCAGGGGCACGUGGUGCUACUUGUGGUGGCCAUACGCCUACAUUGUGAACUCUGACCUUUGUGCUGUCUCCGAUUCCUGUCACAAUAUUGUGUCUUCCUGUGGGUGGGAGCUGCACCUUUAGUGAGUCCUAAUACAGUUUAUGUGGUGUUGUACUGUAUCUAAUACAGUAGAGAUCAAACAUGCAUUUCAUAUGUCUUCCAUAAACUAUUUUCUUUUUGUUUUCAUUUUUACCUGACAGCCUGUGCCAAAUGAGGAUGGUCUAUUAGAUGCAUUCAUGACCACUGAGCUUUCCUUAAUAUGUUGUAUCUCUUUGGUACACUGAGAGACAUUCGUUUCUCAACGCUGUGCAAGUGUUUCCCAGAAAAGGCCCCGAUCAGACGAUCUGUGUUCAGAUCCGACAGUGUUGUAGUUUCCCCUUUUUGCAGUACUUACUUGAACACAAACAUUGGAGUAGUAAAAAGGGUGGCACUCCUACAGGGAGGCACAGUUUUGAAGGUUGAUAUUUGCUGCCAAGCUUUUCCGAGGUGCAAGGUGGAGGGGGGGGCGGGAGAGAUAUUGUUUCUGUCGACACCAAUGACUGCCAAAUGUUCUUUACAAUAAACGGGCCGUGGUUGUGAACCAUGUCCAACUGCUGUUGUUUUCUUGCAUCUGCAAAAGCACGCUCCACUUCAUUUCCUCCUCCUUGUUGCCGUGUUUGCGUGUGUUAUUGCCGGUGGUCUGUGUCCCCAGGUGUAGUGUAACUGUCUCCCCGCUAUUCCGCUGCGCUCAGGUCUCUCUCUCUCGCUCUCUCUCCAUGCUGCGAGCGGGACGUAUGUAUCGCUCACACUGCCUGCUGCCCGGUGAUAAUGUUCAGAUAGUGUAUCAGAUAGAGGCCCAGCCAGCUGUCAGCAGUCAUUCUCCUCUGACA